UUCCCCGUGUUGCCUGGGCCUGGUCUCGAACUCUUGGGCUCAAGCAGUCCUUCUGCCUGGGCUUCCCAAAGUGCUGGGUGACAGGUGUGAGGCACGGUGCUGGGCCAUUAGCAAGUCUUUAUGUAUUUGAUGACAGUGUUUGACCACCCCAGCCAAAACUUCUCUGGCCUGCACAUCCCUAAUUCUUUUGGCCGAUGCUCCAUCUCUACUUGUUCCCUGUGGGUGCCCCUCCCAACACACACAGGUCCACACUUCCCCGAGUGACCCACCAGAUACCCCUGGCGCUAGCCCUCAAGAGAAGAGCUGGGCUCCAGGAAUAAUGUUCCUUUGGUUCUUCAUGGCUCCCACCCCGCUCCUUCAGGUCUUGAUUUCUGAAGGACUGGGGCAGUUCGCUCAAGAUCCCAAGUUCAUCGAGGUCACCACCCAGGAGCUGGCGGACGCCUGCGACAUGACCAUAGAGGAGAUGGAGAGCGCGGCCGACAACAUCCUCAGCGGGGGCGCCCCACAGAGCCCCAAUGGCGCCCUCUUACCCUUUGUGAACUGCAGGGACGCGGGGCAGGACCGAGCCGGGGGCGAAGAGGACGCGGGCUGUGCGCGCGCGCGGGGGCGCCUGAGCGAGGAGGAGCUCCAGGACAGCAGGGUCUACGUCAGCAGCCUGUAGUGGGCGCUGCCAGAUGCGGGCUUUUUUUAUUUGUUUCAAUGUUCCUAAUGGGUUCGUUUCAGAAGUGCCUCACUGUUCUCGUGACCUGGAGUUAACCGGAACAGCGUCUUCAUUCAUUUCUGUUGGGACAAGACGCGGAGCCUGGGUGCGCGAGCCGCCCUCCGGGAGGAAGGCGCCCGGCUGCGUCUGCAGAGGCGGGGAGAGGAGGCGGCGAGGGUCCCGGGGCGCGAGGAAGGCGCCUGCCCUCUCCCAGCCCGCAGGCCCCGGGCCCGGCCGCGCCUCUGCGGGGAGAGCACCCCGGCUUCCCGCGCGCCCUCACCCAAAGGACCCUACAGCAAACGGGUGUCUUUCGACUCUGCUUGUAGAAACCAUUUGCACAUAUUCUGUACGAGCCUCGCUGUCUCCCUAGAGCCAGGGUCCCGCGGAUUUGGAGAAGGGAGCGGGGCAGGACUUCCAGGAGGACCCCAGCCCGGCCCGGAGAGGGAGAAGGAGGCCGUCAGGGGCGCGGAGCUUUGGGGAUGAGCGUCGGGCCGGCCGUGGUGCCGCUCACCCCGACCCGCCCCUGCCCACCUGCGACGGGAUCCCCCGACCGGCACGGGCCACGCCGACCUCCCGGCCAGCCGCCGGCCCGCAGGCAGCGCGAGGGAGGAGCUGCGCCGCCGGGAAGGGGCCGCCGGCUCCGCGCAACCAGGUGGUGCUGAGCUUCCGCUGAGCGCUCUUUUGUUUUGUGGUUUGACACUUUUCUUGACAGCAUGUUGCAGUUUCUUUUUGGUUUUGGGUUUUUUUAUUUUUUAUUUUGUUUUCCCAGGGGGAGGGGAGGAAGAAGAGUGUUUACAAAGUCCUGUAGCCCCCUCACCUUUCUGUUUUCACUUUUGCCAAUGUACAUCGGGUUUGGUUUUCUUGUAUUAUUUAAACGGUUGUGGUUUCCUUUUUCCACGGAGGUUCAAUAGAAGCCGCUGCAGGAGAGUUUUACCAACCAUUGUGUAUGCCCAAUAAUUUGUUAUCAUUUCCUUAGGUAGCAACCUAUUUUUGUUCUGGUUUGGUUCGGUUUUCUCAUGGAAAGGUAAUUGCAAUGCACUUGAUGUGGUCUUGCACAUGUGGGUGAUAGAGUUGGGUUCCUUUUAAUGCUGGGUGUACAGGUGGGUUUGGGAGAGAGGAGCAUGCGCGAGAGUCUCCGAGUGUGUGCGACGCGUGUGUGUGUGGUGGGUUGUCUGUGUGCAUAUGUCCUGCCUAUGUAUAUGCACCCACACCAUGUGCCCGUGCACACCAGUGACUACGCAGUCCCCCCUUUCUGAUUUAGCUGUGGGAAGAUCUGAAUCUGGGGCCAUUUGAAAGCAAAAACAAACCACUGUCUCUGCUUCUGAAAUGGGAAUCAGUAACUCUGCAUUUUCUGUCCCACAAGAUAUGCAAAAACAAUGCAAUAAUAUUCAUUUAAAAAUACAAUUGUGAGUUGUGUUGGCAUUAAAACUGUAUUUAAAAAAAAAAAAGACACAGAAAUUUAAGGGAAAAACACAAGAAGGCAUUUUGCUUCACUAUAUUCCGUGUAAUGUUUUAUUGCAUUGAUAAUGUUUCUGUUGAAGAAACCGUUAUACUUGAAUUCAGGUCAGUUUCAGUAUUUUUCAAAUAUUUUUUUAAAACUGAAUUGCAAUUGUGCCAAGCGAAUAUAAUGAAUUGAAUUAAGUUGGUUUUCGGAUUCACUUCUUGUAUAUUUUGCUGCAUGUAAAGUAAAUCAUUUUGUAUUUGGAGUGUGA
Molecule: messenger RNA, 2412 nt
Organism: Chlorocebus sabaeus (green monkey)
Lineage: Eukaryota; Metazoa; Chordata; Mammalia; Primates; Cercopithecidae
Source: RefSeq, a predicted model, not a curated record